GCGCUAGAUUUUGGCGCGAAAAUCCGUCUUCCAUUUUGUCAUGUAGACACGUUGAAGUAGCUCCAGAUUCGUAUUUUUCCUAAAUAUUUGUCAUCGUGUUGUGUUGUUUGCUGUUUCAUCCAUUAUAUAUACUGAUUAGCCAUGGAGGCGUUUCUAAAGGGUAAAACAAGCGCUAGUAGUUCAUCAAAAGUGAAGCAAGGGGUUGCUGGGUCUUUGGGCAAACAGAAGUCAUCGCCUUGGGUCGAGAAAUACCGUCCAAAGUGUGUUGAUGAUGUUGCUCAACAAGAAGAGGUUGUGAUGGUAUUGAAGAAGUCCCUUGAAGGUGCUGACUUGCCCAAUCUGCUGUUUUAUGGUCCACCUGGAACAGGAAAGACUUCAACUAUUCUUGCUGUGGCUAGAGAGUUAUAUGGACAUGAAAUGUUGAAGCAAAGAGUUCUUGAGUUGAAUGCAUCUGAUGAGCGAGGAAUCCAGGUUAUUAGGGAUAAAGUGAAAACAUUUUCUCAAUUAAGUGCAUCAGCAUCAAGGCCAGAUGGCAAGCCAUGUCCACCCUUCAAGCUUGUUAUCUUAGACGAGGCAGACUCUAUGACACCGAGUGCUCAGGCUGCACUUAGAAGAACAAUGGAAAAACAGACUAAAACCACAAGAUUCUGUCUCAUCUGUAACUAUGUCAGUAGAAUCAUUGAGCCUUUGACAUCUCGGUGUUCCAAGUUUCGCUUCAAACCUUUAUCAAGUGAAAUACUAGAGAGAAGAUUGAAGGAAAUUUGUGUCAAAGAAGAGGUCAAUUGUGAGGAUAAGGCCAUUGAUGAAGUCAUUAAGAUUUCUGAGGGAGACAUGAGAAAGGCAAUAACAUUUCUACAGAGUGCACACCGCCUGAAAGGAGACUCUGGUAUUGUAGCUGAGGACAUUAUAGAAAUUGCAGGGGCCAUUCCGGACAACUUGAUAAAGUCCUUGUUUGAUGCCAGCAGAUCUGACUCUUAUCAAAAGCUAGAGGGUGUUGUCAAGGAAAUUAUUGCAGAGGGACAUGCAGCAUCACAACUGAUUGGCCAGGUUCAUGACCAAAUUGUUCAAAUGGAAGAUUUGAAUGAUCAUCAGAAAUCAGCAAUAAUGGAGAAAAUUGCUAUUGUCGACAAAUGUCUGAUAGAUGGUGCCGACGAGUACCUACAAGUUCUCAGUAUGUGUUCUGUAAUGAUGCAGCAAUUUUGCCAUGCUGGGUAGUGGAAUGCCUUAUCUUAUGUAUUAACAGGCUCCAUCUGUACAGAAAAUAUAGAAAAACAACAGUAAACAUAAAUACCAUGGUCUGUAUGGACCAAAAAGAUGUUAUUAUACAAAAAUUUUACCGUGCAGUGAAAUACCAUAUCCAUAAUUUAUGGGUUCUCUGCACAUACAACUUAAGAGUAAGUACGCAGCUGCUUUGUCUCCUAUUAUCUUUGUUCUACAAAGGAGUUCUUUUGUCUCUAUUCUUCUCGUUCUUUGUGUCGAGGUGCGGAUAUUUUUCAUUUGCCCAAUCAAAUUGCAGCUUGUAAGAGCUGCGUACUGACCCCAACGUCAUGCUGGAGCAGUAUAUCAAUUCUCCUGGAUUAAUGGGCUGCCUGUGUAGGGUACAUUUUCUCUUUCAAUGGCUUUGCUUUGCCUGGAUUUAUGGGCUUCCUGUUUAUGUGUCAGUGUGUCACAAUACAACAUGCGGCUUGAUGUACACCACCUUCUAAAGUCAUAUAUCUUCCUAGGAUAAGAACAUCUGCACUGUCAUUGUAUGACAAUUGUUCAUUGAUAGGUAGCCAUCACCAUCUACCCUGGAUCAAUGGGCUUCCUUUGUAAUUAAAAUGCAGCCUUUACACAGAUAUACUUAGCCCUUCUUUCCUUAUUAUUUCCCCUGAAUCUUUUUCUUCUGUUUUCUGUGAAUAAAGCUGAAAGAGCAUCAAGU
Messenger RNA from Nematostella vectensis (starlet sea anemone), 1921 nucleotides. RefSeq names its product replication factor C subunit 4. The record is from RefSeq and is a predicted model, not a curated record. Lineage: Eukaryota; Metazoa; Cnidaria; Anthozoa; Actiniaria; Edwardsiidae. The coding region runs from base 142 to 1215 and encodes 357 amino acids. Gene Ontology annotation, biological process: DNA repair; DNA-templated DNA replication. Gene Ontology annotation, molecular function: DNA clamp loader activity; ATP binding; ATP hydrolysis activity. Gene Ontology annotation, cellular component: nucleus; DNA replication factor C complex. The transcript is spliced from 13 exons.